Peromyscus maniculatus bairdii (prairie deer mouse) is the source of this 828-nucleotide messenger RNA. The record is from RefSeq and is a predicted model, not a curated record. NCBI's taxonomy places the organism in Eukaryota, Metazoa, Chordata, Mammalia, Rodentia, Cricetidae.
UCAUAGACUGGCUUCAGGGAGGAGGACAGAGCUUGAGCCCAGUGGGGACCUUUGUGCCGUCACUCAGCUUCCAUGGUGCUGGGAGGGGCCCUGCCCAAGGGACAAAAGCGACUGCAGAGGAUUGUCAUCUAGGUUGGCAUUCUCACCCAACCUGUGGGUCGAGACCCCUUCCACAGGGGUCACCGAAGACCAUCAGAAAACACAGCAAUAGCCACCCAUACUGCUCAUUCCCUGUCACCAUGUCGAGGCAACUCAACAUGGACACUCUGCGGCAAAACUUCUGGAAGGAGGAAUACCUCAGAGAGAUGAAGCUGCGCUGUGAAUGGCAUCGCAAGUAUGGGACUCUGGUGAAGGCCAAGCAGAAAGCCAAGGCUGCGGCCCGUCUUCCCCUCAAACUGCCCACCCUGAUGCCUAAGGCCCCAGACUCACCACCGCCUGUCUCCAAAACAGCCCCUUCUAAGGCCCCUAGCCCUGUCCCAGAGGUUCAUUUUCAGUCAGAAAUGUACCCAGUGUCACCCGACACCAAAGCCCUGCUGUAUGAAGGCAUCUCCCAUGACUUUCAGGGGCGCUACCAGUAUCUCAACACCCGAAAACUGCACCUGCCAGAGACGCGCUACCUGUUCCCCAUCACCACCAACUUCACAUAUGGCUGGCAGCUGGGCCCCGCCACAAAGCAAGAAAUGGUCUCUUGCAAGAUGUGCCGCAUUGAGUCAUUCUUCCGGAAGAAUGGGGCCUUUGCACUGCUGGACCCCCGAGACCUGGCCCUCUGACCUUGGGCCAGGCAGUGACUUAGGUGCAGAAAGAAGAAAUAAUAGGGUUUCUGGUGCA